Molecule: messenger RNA, 1884 nt
Organism: Pungitius pungitius (ninespine stickleback)
Lineage: Eukaryota; Metazoa; Chordata; Actinopteri; Perciformes; Gasterosteidae
Gene: phax
Product: phosphorylated adaptor for RNA export
Exons: 2
Coding region: 265-1470 (401 amino acids)
Biological process (GO): snRNA export from nucleus
Cellular component (GO): nucleus
Source: RefSeq, a predicted model, not a curated record
GUUAAAAGCCUGCAAUACAGAAGCAUUCAAAAUAUCUAAGGAGAGACACACUCACGUUUCAUUCUAAUAAUGGAUAACUUAAAUGGCUUGACUGUGCUGGUUUGCUCGGUAGUAACGUUAGCUAUGUGAAGAAAAUGACCCUGUAGACAAGUUUAUUUUGAAAGGGUCUGAUAGUUGGAAGACGGAAGUGUUGCUUCGGCCUAGCGCGAAUUUUCCCCACAGUCUCAAGCUUGUCAGCCUCUUCAUAGCCGUUUACGAUAAUUCAUGUCUCUUGGUGGAGAUCUAAUGGAAGGUGAUCUAGAAGAUGGGGAGAUUUCCGGCUCGGACACCGAGAUGGGAACCGCCGCAGCGCCAGUUCGACCCCAGGUUCCUCCAGCUUUUGGCGGCCAGUCCUUCCAUGACAGAGCCGCUGCCCAACAUUCUGCCGCCGCCUACCGCAGCACUGGUAGGACGGUGGAGUCCAGCGACAGUGACGCCGACUCGUCGGACGAGGAGGCGGCUCUUUGGAGACGGAAGCGGCAGAAAGUAUCUAGCGUCCCCAAGCGGCCUACCUGCACCAGCCGGUCCGAGCCGAUCUGCGUGCCCGUCCCCGCCGCGCUGGGAGGCCGCAAGGUGAACAACAUCUGGGGCUCUGUGGUCCAGGAGCAGUGUCAGGAUGCCGUUGCUUCUGAGCUGGGCAUAUUUGGCAUGGAGGGUGAAGUGAGUAUGUCCAGCAGAAAUGUGGAGACGUAUAACUUUGUCCUGGCCCGUAAGAUAAUGGAGAAGGAGAGGGAGCUGGAGAGACAGGCAAAUAAUGGAGGAGAGGUGAGCAUGCUGGAUGCCCAGCUGGAGGAUUACAUGAAGGGCCGCAACUCGGAGGAGAGUGCCGGAGGAGAUGCCAAGAGGAAGAGACCAGCUAAAGAGAGACUGGGCCCCAUGGCAGAAAUGGACAUCAAGGGGCGGUAUGAGAUCACUGAGGACGACCCUGAGGAUAGGGUGACAGAUGAGAUAGCACACAGGCUGCAAGAGCCAAAAAAAGACCUUAUAGUGCGCAUUGUCAAAAUCAUUGGGAAAAAAAAAGCCAUAGAGCUGCUUGGAGAGACGGCCACACUGGAAGAGAGCGGGGGGGUUUACACUAUGGAUGGAAGCAGGAGAAGGACACCCGGUGGGGUGUAUCUCAACCUGCUGAAGAACACACCCAGCAUCAGUAAGUCCCAAGUCCGGAAGGUGUUCUCUGAGGAACACGAGAAAGAGUGCAAAAGCAAGAAGGCCGCCCAGAAGAGGAGGCGCCAUAUGGUGGCUAAGAAGAUGAAGCAGGCAAUCGGCACACUCAACCUGCAGGAGCAUGACGAUGUCUCCAGGGAGACGUUCGCCAGUGACACUAAUGAGGCCUUGGAGUCAUUGGAGGAAGAGGAGGAAGCGGAAGCUGCUGUGGGCACUGAGGAGACUGCAGCUGUGGUCUACAACUCUGGUGACCUGGAGGUCUUUUGAGGGAUGCCUGCUGUCUAAACAAAGACAGCAGGCAAAUGAUGCCACUUAUCUUAAUGCACUGCAUAAGUACUGUCUCUACAAGGUACAGAAUCUCAGCAGCGUGAUUUUAUUUUUUUCUCCUAUUCAAGGACUGCUUAUGUUGAUGUCCUUAGGAAUAUUGAUUUUGUUCUAUACAGCAUGUUUUUGUAGCUUUUGGCACGUAUUAACACUGAUUUAUGAUACAAUAGUCGUUUGCCUUUAAAUCAAGUUCUUAACCAUCAUUAACUUAAGUUCCUGGAACAUAACAGUGAAGCACUAUUGUUGGUUUUCAGGAAUAGAUAUUCUUUUGUUCAAUUUAGGUUUAAUUCGGAUAUUAUGGCAUCUUGAUUUAUUCAAAUAAUGUGUGAAGCAUAAAUAAAGACAACUGGAGUACAA